Neopsephotus bourkii (Bourke's parrot) is the source of this 1949-nucleotide messenger RNA. It is a transcript of the gene FZD7, whose product is annotated as frizzled class receptor 7. Lineage: Eukaryota; Metazoa; Chordata; Aves; Psittaciformes; Psittacidae. Gene Ontology annotation, cellular component: plasma membrane. Gene Ontology annotation, biological process: canonical Wnt signaling pathway; non-canonical Wnt signaling pathway. The record is from RefSeq and is a predicted model, not a curated record. The transcript has a single exon. The coding region runs from base 104 to 1822 and encodes 572 amino acids. Gene Ontology annotation, molecular function: Wnt-protein binding; Wnt receptor activity.
GGGGCCCCGCCGCCGCCCUCCGGACGCUGAUGCCCGUGGGGUGCCGCGUCGCCCUGCUCUGAAGGACUCCCCGCGGUUCCCCGGGCCAUCGGCCGCCCAGGCGAUGCGGACUGGAGUAGGCGGCGGAGCGGCAGCCGCCGGCUGCCCUUUUCUGGGGCUGGCCGCGCUGCUGGCCGCCCUGCUGUGGACCCCUGCAAGGGCGGCGGCGCAACAGUACCACGGCGAGAAGGGCAUCUCCGUGCCGGACCACGGCUUCUGUCAACCCAUCUCCAUCCCGCUCUGCACGGAUAUCGCCUACAACCAGACCAUCCUGCCCAACUUGCUGGGCCACACCAACCAGGAGGACGCGGGGUUGGAGGUGCACCAGUUCUACCCGCUGGUCAAGGUGCAGUGCUCGGCCGAGCUCAAGUUUUUUCUCUGCUCCAUGUACGCGCCGGUGUGCACCGUGCUGGAACAGGCCAUCCCGCCCUGCCGCUCUCUGUGCGAGCGGGCCCGCCAGGGGUGCGAGGCCCUCAUGAACAAAUUCGGCUUCCAGUGGCCAGAACGGCUCCGCUGCGAGAACUUCCCCGUCCACGGCGCGGGUGAGAUCUGCGUGGGGCAGAACACGUCGGACGCGCCGCCGGGGUCUGGCGGUGCGGCGGGUCGGGGGGCCACUGCCAACCCCACGGCUGGCUACCUUCCCGACUUCCUCACCCCGCCACAGCCCCCCUCCGGCUUCUCCUUCUCCUGCCCACGGCAGCUCAAAGUGCCCUCUUACUUAGGCUACCGGUUCCUGGGGGAGCGGGACUGCGGGGCCCCCUGUGAGCCGGCCCGGCCCAACGGGCUCAUGUACUUCAAGGAGGCAGAGGUGCGAUUUGCCCGACUGUGGGUGGGUGUGUGGUCUGUGCUCUGCUGCGCCUCCACCCUCUUCACCGUGCUCACCUACCUGGUGGACAUGCGCCGUUUCAGCUACCCGGAGCGGCCCAUCAUCUUCCUCUCAGGCUGCUACUUCAUGGUAGCCGUGGCCUAUGCGGCAGGCUUCUUGCUGGAGGAACGGGUGGUGUGUCUGGAGCGCUUCUCUGAGGACGGCUACCGCACUGUGGCCCAAGGUACCAAGAAAGAAGGCUGCACCAUCCUCUUCAUGAUCCUCUACUUCUUUGGCAUGGCCAGCUCCAUCUGGUGGGUCAUCCUGUCUCUCACCUGGUUCCUGGCUGCUGGCAUGAAAUGGGGCCACGAGGCCAUUGAGGCCAACUCCCAGUAUUUCCAUCUGGCUGCCUGGGCUGUGCCUGCUGUCAAAACCAUCACCAUCUUGGCCAUGGGGCAGGUGGAUGGGGAUGUCCUCAGUGGAGUGUGUUAUGUAGGUAUCUACAGCGUGGACUCGCUGCGGGGCUUUGUGCUGGCGCCCUUGUUUGUGUACCUCUUCAUUGGCACUUCCUUCUUGCUUGCUGGCUUUGUGUCCUUGUUUCGCAUCCGCACCAUCAUGAAGCAUGAUGGCACCAAGACAGAGAAACUGGAGAAGCUGAUGGUGCGCAUUGGUGUCUUCAGUGUCCUGUACACUGUGCCUGCCACCAUUGUCCUGGCAUGUUACUUUUAUGAGCAGGCUUUCCGUGGCACUUGGGAGAAGACAUGGCUCCUCCAGACCUGCAAAAGCUAUGCUGUGCCCUGUCCCAGCCAUUUUGCCCCUAUGAGCCCAGACUUCACGGUCUUCAUGAUCAAGUACCUCAUGACCAUGAUUGUUGGGAUCACGACUGGCUUCUGGAUCUGGUCUGGCAAAACCCUUCAGUCCUGGCGGCGCUUCUACCACAGACUCAGUACUGGCAGCAAAGGCGAGACGGCAGUAUGAGACCCCCCCAAUCCCCUCACACACGCAUGCACAGACGCAGAGGAGGCGGCAAUGGCUCCCUGAAGAGGGAGGAAGGGAGGCUUGUCCAAACUUUUUCUUCCUCCCAGAGGGUUUGAAACAAACAAAA